Messenger RNA from Adineta steineri, 1005 nucleotides. Lineage: Eukaryota; Metazoa; Rotifera; Eurotatoria; Adinetida; Adinetidae. The record is from the annotation of a GenBank genome assembly.
AUGUCAGCUAUUAUUAACGCUAUAUUCGGCACAUAUCCCGAUGGAGAUCAACAAGUAACAGUUGAAGGUAGUAAUGCUGCUACUACAGAACGUCUACAUACAUCUGCUGUAUCCGAUGAUGUUCAUGUUAAAUCAGUUAUUUCAUCUGAAACUCACGCAAAUGCAACACUUAAUACUAAACUUAAUAUUAAUACUUUAUUAUCAGAAUUAAAUACAACACAUGCACAAGUUGAUCAAUAUUCUCGAUCACGUACAGCUGCAAUUAAUGAACAAGUUCAAAAAUCAAUUGCUGAUGUUCUUACAAAUACUCAACGUUUACAAGAAGAAUUAGUACUUGAUGCAAAUCGUCGCCAUUUAAUUAUUGACAAUGAUUAUAAACUUCAAUUACAAAAAGCAGUUGAAGCAUUAGAUGUUGUUAAAGCUAAAACUUUAGCUGAAUUAGAACAUGAUUUACAAGUUAAACAACAAGUAAUCAUGGCUGAUGCUAAAAAACAAAUCGAUAUUUUAAAUGAUCAAGCUAAUGCAGCUAAAUUACAUGCAUUAGUCGAAGCACAAGAACAAGUACGAGAAAAUAUUUCGAAUCUUGCAGAUCAAGUUGGUAUAUUAGGCAAACAAGAUACUCAAAAUUUAUUACAAUCAAAAACUACGACAGUCAUUACUUCUCAAACACAAGCUUCAGGUCAAACAGAAUCCGUUGUUGCUGAUAGUCAUACACAAAUAGCAGUGAAAAGUCCAGCGGAAGUAGUAUCAGCUACGUCCACUACAACCAAAAUUGUAGAACAUGAAACUGCUUCUUCUGCUGCUGGUCAUCAUAACAAAAAAAAAGGGAAUAGUCCAUCGAAAGUAGUAUCAGCUACAUCCACUACAACUAAAACUGUAGAACAUACAGCUGCUUCUGGUGCAGCUACUGGAGCAUCUACUUCGACAGCUUCAUAUGCAGCAGUUGCUUCUGGCGGACAUAUUGAAACUGAAGUCAAACCACCAAAAGAUAAUACAAAAUUUUAA